Messenger RNA from Electrophorus electricus (electric eel), 970 nucleotides. It is a transcript of the gene vamp2, whose product is annotated as vesicle-associated membrane protein 2. The record is from RefSeq and is a predicted model, not a curated record. Gene Ontology annotation, cellular component: membrane. NCBI's taxonomy places the organism in Eukaryota, Metazoa, Chordata, Actinopteri, Gymnotiformes, Gymnotidae. Gene Ontology annotation, biological process: vesicle-mediated transport.
UUGUGCGUACACGGUGGCUGAGGAGCGAGUGCAGGCAGCCCGUUCGCGUAUUAUAGCGGGAUCAGCGAGGCGCGGCACAGUCGAGGCGCUCGACCCACCGGCGCGUAAAACGGACAGACACCGGGGGGGACGUCGUGCGCGCGUGUGUUUCCGAGCAAGAUCACCUCUUGAAAGUAACCGGAGGAGUGAAAUAGAGGAGAGAGGAACAAACACCCGAGGCAGUCCAUCUUAGUCAUUUAGAAAUAGCUCUCCGUUGGAUUCAUAUAACUCGUACGCGCAAAUCUCACUAAGACAUGUCUGCCCCAGCCUCUGCCGGCGCACCUGCCCCAGAGGGAGGCAAUCAGCCCCCUCCAAACCUCACCAGUAACCGUCGCUUACAGCAGACACAGGCUCAAGUGGAUGAGGUGGUGGACAUCAUGCGCGUGAAUGUGGACAAGGUCCUGGAGAGGGACCAGAAGCUGUCGGAGCUGGACGACCGGGCUGACGCGCUGCAGGCCGGGGCCUCCCAGUUCGAGACCAGUGCCGCCAAGCUGAAGAACAAGUACUGGUGGAAGAACGCCAAGAUGAUGAUUAUCCUAGGAGUGAUAUGUGUGAUCGUGCUCAUUGUGAUCAUCGUCUACUUCAGCACCUAAGCGGGAAGUUUCCUACCCCAGCCUGCGUUCAUGACCACCCAAUCCACAAUAAUUGAAUUAUCUACCCCCAGAGUGUAAAUCUGCACCCGUGAUGAACCCUGCGACAUCCUGCCGCCCUCAGCCCCCCGCUCCCCAAAACAUCCUCUACUGCCCGUGAGCAGGACCCCAGUCCCUCUGCAUCCCCGCGUCUAUCCUGUGAGUGUGUGGUCGUGUUUCCUCUGUAAAUAAUCCCCUGCUUUUCUCAGAUAUUGUUCACACACUUCAAAUGUAAUGAAAACAGAGAAAGCAAAUGGCGACCUUGGAAAUUAUUGGUAUAUAAAAUCUAUGGUAUAUACAAA